AAAAACAUCAAUGUUCAGCCGACUACGCUUUUUUCCCGUUAGAUCUGACAGGAUCUGCAUGAAUCGCUAUGGUGGACUACAUAAUGUGCCGCUAAAACGCCUGGCGGAUGCGGACAAACUAUUGCCCGAAACAGCAACCACAGUCGCGGACACAGUCACGUUACAGAUGAGGAACUAGAACUUCACUAGCAAAUUGGGCGGACAACCGGCCUGGCUGGGUGGCCAAGAGUGGGUGGGUCCUGCUUUAUGUAAACAAUUUUCCCCACUUGGGCAACAUCUGGUACAACACUCUGCUUAUCUGCGGAUCAGAUGAAUAUGGCACUGCCACCUAGAACAAGGCUCUGGCCGAACCUGACGCCGCGGGUGAUCUGCGACAAGUUCAUAUAUCGCUGGCUUGGCAUUAGUUUCGAUUACUCCACCACCCAGGAGCAAACAUAGUUGCAGCAAGGAUGUCCACAGUGGUUUCUACAUCAUCUGCCAGAUGUACGACCGUUUUUUGGCCGAUCUUUUUGUGGAGAGCACCUGUCCGCAUCCCGGCUGCGGCUAUGCAGAUGCUUGCGGGGAUCAAUGCAGCAAGCUGGUGAAUGCCACCGAACUGAUCCGUCCACGCUGUCCUCGGAUCAGUACUGUAUCGAUCUACCAAAGACCGAGCGCCUGCUCCGUGAGUGGGUGGAUAAGGCGGCUAAUGAUUGGACCCUAGGUGAAGGAGGGCCUCAAGUCGCUAUGCAUCACUCGAGACUGAAAUCGAGUAUUCCAGUGCACCACAGUAGCUUCGAAAAGAAGGCCCAAGCGAUGCAGUAGAAUUGCGAAGCCAUUGCGCUAUUCAAAAAGGGCAUUAAUCUGUUCCUCCAAAUACCCAAAAAUACACUGCUCUAGCACUGCACCAAAUGCGUUGCAAAUACGGACACCACUUUUAAAAAGUUGCAUUUAUCUGCAGUCCUCGGCCAACCGCAUGAAGAAGUUUCUUUAAUUUGUGUCUCCCAAGCCCUUACGAGAUAUCGUUGUAUGUAAAAAAGCGUGGAAGUG
Messenger RNA from Drosophila persimilis, 1026 nucleotides. RefSeq names its product probable methionine--tRNA ligase, cytoplasmic. Gene Ontology annotation, cellular component: aminoacyl-tRNA synthetase multienzyme complex; cytosol. The record is from RefSeq and is a predicted model, not a curated record. Gene Ontology annotation, molecular function: ATP binding; methionine-tRNA ligase activity. The transcript is spliced from 2 exons. Bases 482 to 700 code for a protein of 72 amino acids. Gene Ontology annotation, biological process: methionyl-tRNA aminoacylation. NCBI's taxonomy places the organism in Eukaryota, Metazoa, Arthropoda, Insecta, Diptera, Drosophilidae.